Molecule: messenger RNA, 2398 nt
Organism: Spinacia oleracea (spinach)
Lineage: Eukaryota; Viridiplantae; Streptophyta; Magnoliopsida; Caryophyllales; Amaranthaceae
Product: patatin-like protein 6
Exons: 3
Coding region: 298-1716 (472 amino acids)
Biological process (GO): lipid metabolic process
Source: RefSeq, a predicted model, not a curated record
AGUAAUAAUUAAAGUAAUCAUCCUUCAAAAACUAGCAGACAUACUCUGCAACAACUUCUCUAUCUCCCCUCAUCAUCCUUUUUCGCCUCUUUUCUCCCGUCUUUGACUUGAUCAUCCUCCAGAGUCCAGACCCUCCACCCAGUUUUGUUUAGUUUCGAGACAAAAACUCCUCUAUUUUGUGAAAUCAUCCAUCAAAAAUAAAAAAUAAAACAAAUUGAAAUUUAAUCAUCAUUAUUUUUCGUAUGAAGAUUAUCAAAUUCGGGUCCUUCUUCAGAUUGUAAAGAUAAAAGAUAGAAAAUGGCGAUGGCGGAAUGUAAUUUGUUGUCCGAAAUGCAAGAGCCAAGCGUAGACACAGAUAAGUUGAGUUAUGAAAUAUUUUCAAUUCUGGAGAGCAAGUUUUUGUUUGGCUAUGGUGAUAAUCAAAAGGUUAACGGUAUACCAAGGCAAAUAACUCCGGCACACGAGUUUUUUCCUCCGCCAGUGACUCCGUCGCCGUCUCAUAAUUCCGACGGUGUUAGAUUGAUGAAGAAUCAGCGGGGGAAGGUAUGCAUCCUCAACGUGGACGGUGGAGGGAUGAGGAACAUCAUUUCUGGAAAAGCACUGGCGUAUUUGGAGCAGGCGCUGAAGGAGAAAUCCGGCGACCCUGAUGCUAGAAUUGCAGAUUAUUUCGACGUCGCCGCCGGGGCUGGUAUCGGAGGUAUAUUCACCGCCAUGCUUUUCGCGACGAAGGAUCAAAGACGUCCGUUGAUAAAGGCGGACGACACGUGGCGGUUUCUGGCUGAACAGGGGAGCAAAAUAUACCGGUCGUGCGGGUCGGGUUCGGGUGGUGUUAUAAAAAAGUUGUUGAAAAGUGGUGGGAGCAGUUCAUCGACCACCCGGUCCAGAACGGCGGCGUUGGAGAAAAUAAUGAAAGAGAAAUUCACAAAUAAAACCGGUCGAGGAUUAACAUUAAAAGACACCUUAAAACCGGUUUUAAUCCCAUGCUAUGACUUGUCAAGUACGGUGCCGUUUCUUUUCUCUCGUGCGGAUGCAUUAGAAACGGACGGGUUUGAUUUCCGACUAUGGGAAGUCUGCCGAGCCACAUCAGCCGAACCGGAGAUAUUCGAACCGGUAUGUAUGCGGUCAAUAGACGGUUCAACCCGGUGUGUAGCGGUUGACGGGGGAUUAGCGAUGGGUAACCCAACGGUGGCAGCCAUAACGCACGUGCUACACAACAAGCAGGAAUUCCCGUUCGUUCGAGGGGUGGAGGAUAUAUUAGUACUUUCAAUAGGUACAGGUCAGCUUCUAGAAGGUAGUUAUGAACAUGAGGAGGUGAAAGGUUGGAAGUGCAAGCAAUGGGCAAGACCAUUAGCUAGAAUUGCUGGUGAUUGUUAUGCUGAUUUGGCUGACCAUGCCGUCGCUAAGGCUUUUGGGGAGUGGCGUACCACUAAUUAUGUUCGUCUCCAGGCAAAUGGUUCGAGCUUUGGAAGGUGUGGACCAAAUGUAGAUACAGACGCAAGUGCGAGAAAUGUGAAAAUGCUGGUAGAAAUAGGGGAAGAAAUGCUGAAACAAAAGAAUGUGGAGUCGGUGCUAUUCGGAGGGAAGAGAAUAAGCGAGCAGAGUAAUAUCGAGAAGUUGGAUUGGUUUGCGGAAGAGCUGGUACUCGAGCACCAGAGGCGGAGUUGCAGAAUUGCUCCCACUGUUGCAUUCAAGCAGCCUAAUCCAACCCCAGAUUAAAAAACUUCAAGGUAACAGAUUAGCAGGUGGGAAAAAGAGAAGUGGGAAGAAUUGGAUAACUAGCUUUUACUUUUUGGGAGCCAAAGAAAUGAAUAGGGGGAUUGAGUGAAAAUGGAUAGAAAAAUUGUAAAAAAGGGAAAAAUAUUAGUGGGAUUCCUUUGUCAUCCAUCACCAACUAUAAACUUUUGUGCAGUGUUAUGCCUAUACCAUUACCAAGCCAGGUAAAAAAACAGAAAAGGGUAAAAAAAAAAAGAAAAAGAAAAGAAAAAAGGUUAUGUUUUAGGAACAUUAAAGGUCAACACCUGAAAUGAUAUGGUUUUUUGAACAUUUGGUGAUUUAUUAUUGAGUCAAAAAAGCUAGAAAGUGGGAACUGUGAACUGGGAAAGCUGGUUUGCUCAUUUUCUAUUUGCUUUUCCUCAUUUUGCAAUUAAUAUUUUAAAUGUUUGUCUUUUUCAACUUUGAUUUAGAAGUGAAAAUUUGAGUGGAUGGAGGGGGCAAACCCUAUGUUAAAAAGCCAAACAGAAGUGGGUUUUCUCACCUGUGUACCCGACCAUAAGAGAGGAAAAGAGCUCAUUGUUAAUUCUUAGUGAUUAUUCUAGAUUUUGUGCAGUGGACCUAGUGGGAUCUUUGUCAUUUGUCAUUUGUCAUUUGUCAUUUGUAUAUACAAAGUGUUUUUCUUGUA